GUUUUCAAAUUUCUCUUACGUUUGUUUGUCGUACUUUCCCUGUUCGGGGGUUUAAUUUCUUUUUAACCUUAUUUUUUAUAUACACAGAUAACGAAUCCAACUUUGGACUCAAACUUGAAUCCUGGUGAUGUCAACUACCACUCUUCUAUACGUACUAUGUCUAGCCGCCACAAUAAUUUUCAACAUAGCGGGUAACUCUCUGGUGUGCUUAGUGAUAUUGAAGAAAAAAGCACUGAAAACCUCGAUCAACCGGCUUCUUUUCCACCUGGCCAUCGCUGAUUUACUGGUCGCUGUCUUCUUCAUUCCACCUUGCAUUCUGAGCCACUUUAUCGAGCAACCCGGCGGCGUUAUUGGAGACUUGCUUUGCAAGUUCAUUUUCGGCGGGUCUCUGGGUUGGGCGUCGGCUUCAGCCUCAAGCUUUCUUCUGGUGGUGAUAGCAUUUGAGCGUUAUAACGCCACCUUACAUCCAUUUGAAAAGCUUGGACGUAGCCAAUCACCGUGGUUGCUGCCAUCCCUAUGGAUCGUCGCCAUCUUGUUGAUAAUGCCUGGUCUCGUAGUAUCGGCCUACGAUACAGAAAGUCAAGGUUGCAUCCAGAACUAUCCAAAUUAUGCAACGGAUCUAACAUAUUCACUUGCUUGGACAUUUGCCAAUUCAGUGUUGCCCAUAUGCAUCAUGGGAUACCUGUAUACGCGGAUUAUUUUGCGUCUGCGCAGCCGUGUCCAGGUGCCAGGUUCCUCAGCAAACGUCAUGUCACAUUCCAGAACCAAGGUUACUAAGAUGCUCAUUUCAGUCUUCAUCAUCUUUGUCCUGUGUUGGAUCCCUGCCGCCAUGCUUUGCAUGCUGAGUCCCGUGAUUCCUGGCGGGCAAUUUGCUACAAUUCACCUCGUCACCACAGCAAGCGCGCUGUUGAAUUCUAGCAUCAAUCCACUGGUGUACACGCUUCAUAGUCAACAGUUCAGGAAGAAUCUCGCAUCACUCGUAUGUUGCCAGAAAAUGAAAUAAUCGCCACUCCAGUAGCUAAUCAGAUACUUGCUGAUCAUGAUGAGCUUAAACCUUUAGAGUCCUGUUUGCAAAUCUAAAAUGAUGAUCGGCUUCAAGAGAAGAUGAAAGGUAUAAGAAAUUUAAUCCCCCCUAUAAGCCUUGCUCCCACGAUAAUCUCUCUCAAGUUAUUUUUAGAGGUGGUACCCAGUUCUUCCGCAGAUAAUGUUGGUACGCGCGUUACGUGAAUGUUUUCGUGAAGGAUAAAGUGCGUGUAAAGCCGUUUGAGAAUUGGCUCUAACCAGAUCCUCCAGUUCCUACCGGCAUUUCCCAAACGGUGAGUGAUGCGGGAUUAACUCUCUCACACUCCAUUCUAUCUUGUUGCCUUAUAAUGUGAACAGUUCGUUUGUUAGGUUUUCAGUUAGUUUAAUGUUCCGUCAGUUAAAGGAGCUACGUCAUGGUUUGAGCUAUCUUAAAAAGCUUAGGCUAAAUUU
This is a messenger RNA of Orbicella faveolata, 1473 nucleotides long. RefSeq names its product neuropeptide FF receptor 1-like. Gene Ontology annotation, molecular function: G protein-coupled receptor activity. Gene Ontology annotation, biological process: G protein-coupled receptor signaling pathway. NCBI's taxonomy places the organism in Eukaryota, Metazoa, Cnidaria, Anthozoa, Scleractinia, Merulinidae. Gene Ontology annotation, cellular component: membrane. The record is from RefSeq and is a predicted model, not a curated record.